Messenger RNA from Branchiostoma floridae (Florida lancelet), 603 nucleotides. RefSeq names its product zinc finger protein 723-like. Gene Ontology annotation, molecular function: DNA-binding transcription factor activity, RNA polymerase II-specific; RNA polymerase II transcription regulatory region sequence-specific DNA binding. Gene Ontology annotation, cellular component: nucleus. The coding region runs from base 1 to 603 and encodes 200 amino acids. The transcript is spliced from 2 exons. Lineage: Eukaryota; Metazoa; Chordata; Leptocardii; Amphioxiformes; Branchiostomatidae. Gene Ontology annotation, biological process: regulation of transcription by RNA polymerase II. The record is from RefSeq and is a predicted model, not a curated record.
AUGGUACAUACCAGAGGGAAGCCGUACAAAUGUGACCAGUGUGACUUCUGCACAGCUAGGAAAGGGGACCUGGACACACACAUAGCUGAACACUCCGGUGAGAAACCCUACUUAUGUGAGAAGUGUGGGUACAGGACAGCCGACAAGAUUCAGCUAUCUCGUCAUAUGAGGUUGCAUCUCCAUACAGAACAAAGGCACCGGUGUGACCAGUGUGCCUUCAGCACGCUUUUGAAAUCGAGUUUGGACAACCACAAGUUAAAACAUGCAAGUGAAAAGCCUUACAUGUGUGGGGAGUGUGGGUACAGGACAGAUCACUUCUAUAAACAUACAGAACAGAAGCUGUACAAGUUUGACCAGUGUGACCACUGCACAGCUAGGAAAUGUUACUUGGACAAACGCAUGGCUAAACACGCUGUGGAGAAACCGUACAAGUGUGACCAGUGUGACUUCUGUACAGCAAAGCAAGCACAGUUGGAGAAACACAUAGGUAAACACAAGCACACGGCUGAUGAGAAACCUUUAAUGUGUGGUUUGUGUGGAUUCAGGACAGGUGUCAAGUCUAGUCUGUCAAGUCAUUUAAAGAAACACAGAGAAGCUGUGUGA